This is a messenger RNA of Aspergillus calidoustus, 1953 nucleotides long. The record is from the annotation of a GenBank genome assembly. NCBI's taxonomy places the organism in Eukaryota, Fungi, Ascomycota, Eurotiomycetes, Eurotiales, Aspergillaceae.
AUGUCGUCUUACAUCUACAGAGAGCGCGAGCGAGAAGACGACUGGGACGAACCCCGUUCUUCAGGCGUUUCCGUCAAGCGCUACGUCAUACCUCCCGAAGAUCGAGAACGAGAGCGAGAGCGAGACUUUUUAUUUCGGCGCGAAGAUUCAGGCCCCAGUGAUCGGGAAUUGGUUAUCCGGCGCACCACUGAGCGCGAAGAGCCCAUCAUGGUCCAGCGCUACGAGCGUGAGGUUGACUACGAUCGCUCCGACAGAGACUACUACGAACCUCGGGGCCCCGUUUAUAUCAACCCACGUGAAUCGGACUACGAGAUGAUCCACCGCUCAGAGGUGGACCGAGACCGAGAACCAGCCUACUACUAUCAUCGCCGUGUCCGAGAGUACGACAAUGAUGACCGCCGCAUCCGACGAGAGCUCAGCCCUAGCGACUCUGUCUCCCAAGCAACCCGCCGCCGCGACGAUGACUACAGCAGCGAUGACAGCAUGGUUUACAUCCGCAAAGAGACCAAGGAAUACGAUGACCACCAUCGCCGCCACCUUGCCUCGGGUGCCCUGGUCGGCGUAGGCGCCGCAGAACUGCUCCGGAGUCGUUCAAAGAAAAACGGAGGGGAAGUCUCCAGCGGUGCUGGCCGUCUCGGGCGCGAUGUAGGCGCCGGUGCCUUGGGCGCCGUUGCAGUCGAAGCUGUCUCGCGAGCCAAGGAUUACUACCGCAGCAAGAGCCGUCAUCGCUCCCACUCCUUUGAUGACGACCGCAGCUCGCGUUACAGUCAUCAUCGCCACUACAGCCACAGUCACAGUCACUCCCGUCAUCGGCGCAGCCGCAGUCGAUCUCAUUCUCGCUCUCGCGCUCGAACCUUUGCCGAGAUUGGUUUAGGAGCCGCAGCCAUUGCUGGUGCUGUAGCUCUAGCUCGGAAGAAGUCAGACAAAGACCGACGCAGUCGCUCGCGCCACCGUCGAGGAGUGAGCUCGUCUAGAUCGGUCAAGGGCAGCGAGGAUGAGAAACGCAGCGAGUCACGCCGCCGCAAGCACAUGGCAGAAGCCGGUCUAGCUGGCGCUGCCGUAGCCGGUCUUGUUGAGAGAGCUCGCAGCAAGUCGAGGAGCAGGCGGUCUCGCUCUCGAUCCAAGAGCAGACUCAGGAAAGCUCUUCCCGUCGUGGCAGCCGGUCUAGGAUCCGCCGUAGCAGCCAACGUAUGGGAUAAACACAAGGACAAGGAAGCCGAAGAGGCAGUACACCGGAAAGACCGCCGACGUUCCAGAUCGCGAGGCCGGCCGCAGUCCGAAAUCUAUCCCGACCCUACCCGAGAUUCUGCCGGCCUGAUCGAGUACGGCGACCACCCAGUAACCGGAAGCAUUCCCGCCGCAAACUACUACGGACGUCCUGUCAGCUCUCAGGGAUACCACACCGAUGCAUCUGACCCAGUAGCUCGUGGUGCUGCUGGGCACCGUGGUCGGACCCGCAGCCGUAGCCGCAGUCGCAGCCGGGCACGGUUCAGCAGCAGCUCGCCGGACUCCAGCGGCGAAGACCGCCGACGACGCAGAAGCCGUCACAGGCAUCGCAGCAAGUCUCGCGAUAUAGCAGGAGCUGCUCUGGCCGCCACAGGGGUUGGGUAUGCGGCUCAUAAAUACUCCCAGCAUCGAGAGCGGGAGAGAGAAGACAGGGACAGGCAGCGAUAUGACAGCGAUGGGCGCCCCAGCCCGUACGAGGAACCAUAUAGCCCCGGUCCUUAUGCGGCUUCCCCUAACCCAGGCGGAUCGCUUGAUCCCCAAUUCCGAAAUGCCAACUACUAUCCGCCGCCGCCAGGUUCAGCGCCUGUCCCUCCCAUGACACCAAACCCGUACAACCCGGCUGAUUAUCCUCCUCCAAACGCUGCCCCUCCCCAACAGUACAAUUAUCCUCCUCCCGGGCCGGAUCCCUACGCCAAUCGGCCACGGAGGGCAGAUGAGAAUGUUUAG